Molecule: messenger RNA, 2940 nt
Organism: Coniophora puteana RWD-64-598 SS2
Lineage: Eukaryota; Fungi; Basidiomycota; Agaricomycetes; Boletales; Coniophoraceae
Product: class III ADH enzyme
Exons: 19
Coding region: 275-1414 (379 amino acids)
Biological process (GO): formaldehyde catabolic process
Cellular component (GO): cytosol
Molecular function (GO): S-(hydroxymethyl)glutathione dehydrogenase [NAD(P)+] activity; zinc ion binding
Source: RefSeq, a predicted model, not a curated record
AAGGGCUCUGGCAGGCUCUGACAGAGCGUUCAGUCAUGUUCAGUCCUAAUCUACCCGAGAUCUGACAAUCUUGAUGUGUCCGAUCGAGGAUGUUUCGGGGAAGACAGGAGGGCAGGGUGUUCCGAUAACGGUAUAAGUGAUGGAUGACAAGUUGGACACUCGCUGUCUUUAGAAACCCGACAGUGGCUGAUGUCAUGGGUAGACAUCGUGACCGUAUAAAGGGGAAUGGGAUGUCGUGGAAUACCUUCUAUCCCUUCUCUCACAGUUCAUCGACAUGUCAGAUACCACUGGGAAGACCAUUACCUGCAAAGCUGCUGUUUGCUGGGGCGCAGGUGAACCUCUCAAAAUCGAAACGGUCGAAGUUGCACCGCCGAGGGCACAUGAAGUCCGUAUCAAGAUUCUGUACACAGGUAUUUGUCAUACCGAUGAGUACACUCGCAGCGGCAAGGACCCCGAGGGUCUUUUCCCUGUGAUCCUGGGCCACGAAGGAGGCGGCAUCGUUGAAUCCGUUGGUGAAGGAGUCACGGGCGUUGCUGUCGGCGACCAUGUCAUUCCCUUGUACACAGCUGAGUGCAGAGAAUGCAAGUUCUGCAAGAGCGGCAAGACCAACCUCUGUGGAAAAGUGCGAACUACGCAGGGUCAAGGUCUUAUGCCCGACAGCACAAGCCGAUUCAGCAUUAACGGCCAGAGCAUCCAUCACUUCAUGGGCACCUCCACAUUCUCUGAGUACACUGUUGUAGCUGACGUCUCUGUUGUUGCUGUCAACAAGUCGGCACCGCUGGACAAAGUCUGUCUCUUGGGUUGUGGUAUCACCACUGCUUGGGGUGCUGUCAUGAAGCAAAACGGAAUUAAGGGCUCCACCGUCGCCGUCUUUGGCUGUGGUGCUAUCGGCUUGGGCGUCAUUUCGACCUCGGCAAUCGUCGGUGCCUCUCGUAUCAUCGCUGUUGACACGAACCCUGGCAAGGAAAGCUGGGCGAAGAAGAUGGGAGCAACUGAUUUUGUGAACCCAACGAAGUUGCCGGAGGGUAAACGUAUCCAGGAUUACCUCAUUGAGGUCACCGAUGGUGGUCUGGACUUCACAUUCGAUGCUACCGGCAAUGUCCAUGUCAUGCGAGCUGCUUUGGAAGCAUGUCACAAGGGCUGGGGAGUCUCGACUAUCAUUGGUGUCGCCGCUGCGGGCCAGGAGAUCUCUACUCGUCCAUUCCAGCUGGUGACUGGCCGUGUAUGGCGUGGCUCUGCCUUCGGAGGCGUCAAAGGACGCACUGAAAUCCCCGGCCUCGUCGAGGACUACCUGAAAGGCACCCUCAGGAUUGACGAAUAUGUUACUCACCACCGCAAGUUCGCCGAAAUCAACGAGGGCUUCCACGAUAUGCAUGCGGGAGACUGCAUCCGCUGCGUCGUCGACAUGUCCUAAAAACUGGAGGUUUGCACAAUGUCAAGACUCUGAGACGAUUUGAACAAGUAGUGUAUUAUAGGGUGUCGCGUCCGGACGGGUCAGACCAAUGUAGCAAGAAUCCAUAUGCUUCAGUAGCAAAUGUAUACAAUGAUAAAUAGUCAAGAUACCGCUUCGUCUGGUCCUGUUCACUAGGCUCGUUGAAUGCGGGGUCGAACAUUCUUCGACCCAAUCAUGGCACCCCACAACUGCACCAAGGCAGCAUUAACCUCCCUCCUUCGGACAUUUGACUUCUUCCAGAUGAGCCUGAGCACUCCAAGAAUAGCCAGAGUGAACGUGAUGUCGAGACAUAGACGACGUAUAAUGAUCAAAAGUGGCGAACGAUUUCCACCGUGGGCGAAGAAGACUAGCAACUGCUUUAGCGUACCCGAUAUUCGCGCCAUUGGCCGCACGAUAUAAGACCAUAGGCCAAGGUCAUUGAUAUCCCAAUCGGGCCAUCCUUCUUCAUCGUUUGGGCUAGCUCUUCCUGAAGAACCUCUUGUAGGUAGUGACAACGUAGAGUGUCUGGCAACCGCGUUGGUCGACUCCAGCGCGUCGAUGCGCUCGGUAAGUGCAGCGAGGUGCGCCUGGACAUUCUCUACUGCUUGUUCAAGAGUGAGCCGUGAAGGUGGUCUUCCAGGUACAGGUGUCAUUGAGAUCAUGGAUUGGCGUUGAGGGUAUGGCAACGAGUGACGGGAAUGUGGCAGGGCUGAGUGCAUUUGUGGGAGAGCGAUGUUGUGCUGAGGGGAAGGGUAAUUGUCCAUUUGGGAGGAUGGGUAUGUGGCGGAGGCGGCGGAAGCAGAUAAGGGGUAAUCAGCGAAUGCUGACGGAGCCUCGAAUCCCGGUAGAGGUUGCAUUGGGGGGACACUAGAACGUCUGGCUGGUGGUGGGGAUGAGGGAGCAAACGAGCCAGACAGUGGUGUGCGGUAUCUCGAGGACAUGGAUGAUAAAGGCCGCAUUAACUGCCCAGAUUCUCGGACGGAGGGCAGCUCUCGCGCCUCGUCCUCGGAUUCAUCACCACUGCUAUCUUCAUCCGCGGUCUGCAUGUCAGGAUCCCGGCCUUGAGAAGAAUUAAACGCAUGAGAUGAACGGGCGGGUUCACCGUCCGAUGAGCCCGACGAGUCUGAUCCUCGAGACCGAGUCAUCGAAUGACUUAGCACCAGAUUCGAGGGGUCGCCACCGUACGACUCAAGCUCUUGAAUAAGCUCUUGAGCAGCAGACUUGUCGGCCUGCUUUUUGAGCGCCUUCAACAGAGCAUCUACAUAGAGCCAUUUAGCUUCGUAAGGGUCUAAGUCUUUGUGUUUCGCCCAUGCAUCCCAUUUGGCCCGGCCAAGCAUAUCCCAGAUGCCGGGACGAGGGGACCUGACAUUACCGACGGUAGCUUGCUUGUAUAACCUGUACAUGGCCAGCUUUUCCUCGUAUCCAGUCUGAAUUGGCCCUGCCUUGGGUAGGCCCUGGACAAUCUCUACUGCACGGUCGAAUUGGGCAUCGAUAAGUUGUCGCGAGUC